This is a messenger RNA of Puccinia graminis f. sp. tritici CRL 75-36-700-3, 354 nucleotides long. RefSeq lists its product as uncharacterized. The transcript has 2 exons. The record is from RefSeq and is a predicted model, not a curated record. Lineage: Eukaryota; Fungi; Basidiomycota; Pucciniomycetes; Pucciniales; Pucciniaceae. The coding region runs from base 1 to 354 and encodes 117 amino acids.
AUGACAUGCCAGCUCGUCGAAGAUGAGUCCCGCGACGAGCUGCGUCGCAAGUUGGCACGUAGAGUAGCAGCCGCCCAAGCCGGUACUACUACAGGGCAUUCGGCAGCUCACCGAAGAGGGACUCAACCUUCGAAAUCAGGCCUGUUCAGAUCGGCCGUCCGGAGGAAGUGUUUCGAUGCCCAAAUUCGACUAUCCACAGGGGGUGAUCUCUCACUGGCCGGAUACUACUAUCGAGAGAGAGAGUACUCGCGAUCAGGCCUCACCGGUCAUCGAAAGGGCUUAUUCUCCAUGGCCGACAUUGUCCCGGCCUCGACCAUGGAGUGUUCUCAAGGACCAGCCGCGGGCGGGCAGUGA